Molecule: messenger RNA, 3558 nt
Organism: Selaginella moellendorffii
Lineage: Eukaryota; Viridiplantae; Streptophyta; Lycopodiopsida; Selaginellales; Selaginellaceae
Product: intraflagellar transport protein 122 homolog
Exons: 21
Coding region: 23-3517 (1164 amino acids)
Biological process (GO): intraciliary retrograde transport; protein localization to cilium; non-motile cilium assembly
Cellular component (GO): non-motile cilium; intraciliary transport particle A
Molecular function (GO): protein binding
Source: RefSeq, a predicted model, not a curated record
UCUACUACGCCCUAGCGUUGCGAUGCGAGUCGUGGUUGCGUGGGCAGAUCACGCGGUAAGUCGUCCUCCAGCUGCCCGCCCACCGCUCUCACUUGCAAUGCAGCCGGAGCACCUGCAAGCACCGAAGGCCGUCUGCUACGACUUGGCAUUCAGGCCUGAUGGAAGCCAGCUUAUUGCUGCAGUGGGUAGCCGAGUCCUCAUGUAUGAUGCAGCAACCGGCGACCUUUUGCAUUCGCUCAAAGGCCACAAAGGUGCGGUCUACUGCCUUGCCUACUCUCGUGAUGGGAAACGCUUUGCUUCGGGGGGUGCUGACAAGACCAUCAUCGUGUGGACCUACAAGGCCGAAGGCAUUCUCAAAUACAGCCACGCCCACUCCAUUCAGUGCCUUGCAUAUAACCCAGUCACCCAACAGCUUGCGAGUGGGACGGCCAGCGAUUUCGGGAUUUGGUCCCCUGAACAAAAGUCAGUCUUGAAACACACAACCGUGUCCAAGGUGCUUUGUGCGUCCUGGACCAAGGAUGGCCAGAUCCUGGCUCUUGGCAUGUUCACUGGCCACGUCUACCUCUGUGACAGAUUCGGAAACGAACAAGCCAUGAUCGAAAAGUCUUCUCCAGUUUGGUCCCUGCAGUGGAACGUCCACAACAGAGCCUCUGAUACCCUAGCAGUGGCCUGCUGGGAUGGCACACUCACAUUCUUCAACAUAUCAGGCAAGCAGUUUGGGAGAUGCACAGACUUGGGCUUCGAUCCCUGCAGCAUCUCGUACACGUGUGAUGGCAGGUAUCUCUGCGUUGCUGGCUCUGGUCGAAAGGUAGAGCUUCUGUCCAACGAAGGCAUCCAACUUACCACGAUAUGUGAGACGAGCGAUUGGGUUUGGGCCGUUCGCUCUCACCCCAAGGCAGACUACGUUGCGGUGGGAUGCAAUGAUGGGAGCAUCUCUAUGUUGCAGCUGGUGUUUUCAAUGGUUCACAGCUUAUACCAAGAAAGGUACGCAUACAGAGACGCACUGACCAGUGUCGUUGUCCAGAACCUCAUCUCCAAAGAAAAGGUCCGUAUCAAGUGUCACGACUACGUGAAGAGAAUUGCAGUUUAUCAAGACAACCUGGCAAUACAGAUGCCUACCAAAAUCAUUGUGUAUCAAUUGCAUGGAAGUGGCUUUGCUGCAUCUGACUAUCAAGUUCUCGCAAAGCUUAACGGACGGAUGGAAUGCAACCUACUGGUACUUACGUCACGCCACUUCAUUCUGUGCCACGAAACGGAGCUGCAGCUUUAUUCCUUGUCUGGGACGAAAGAACGUGAAUGGUUUCUUGAUUCCUCAAUUCGCUAUAUCAAGGUUUGUGGAGGACCGGUAGGAGGAGAAGGUUUGCUUGUUGGGACGAAGGCUGGACAGGUUGUACGGCUGUGGAUAAACAAUGCCUUUGCAGUGAAUUUGUACAGUCACAAAAAUCCGGUCCGUUGCCUAGAUCUAUCUGCCAGCGGUUCUCGCCUUGCUAUUGUUGAUGAGAUGUCAAACCUGGUCGUCUACGAUCUCCAGAGUAGGACAGUUUGUUACGAGGAAACAUCCGCAAGCUCAGUGGCCUGGAACACAAAGCUGGACUCGAUGCUUUGCUACUCUGGCAAUGGCAUGCUGAGCAUCAAAACGGCAGACUUUCCAGUGCAUCGGCAGAAGCUGCAGGGCAAUGUUGUUGGCUUUCAGGGGUCAAGAAUGUUUAGCCUUCAGAACUUUACAAUGCAGACUGUGGACGUUCCUCAAUCAACAAGUAUGCGGCAGUAUUUGCGGACAGGGGACUAUCAGAACGCGUACCGUGUGGCUUGUAUCGGAGUCACAGAGAUGGACUGGCGGGAACUUGCACUUGAAGCUAUGAAGGGUCAGGACUGGAAAGUAGCUCGGGCUGGCUUUAUGCGUCUCAGAGACGUUCCUUUUCUCGAUCUCCUAAGCCACGCAGCUGACUAUCAACCUUGUCAUCUUGCAGCUUGCAGAUAUGCGUUCCAGGGAGAUUUUGAAGCCGCUGCUCAAGCUUACUGUGAAUCUGGAGAAGUUGACAAAGCAAUGGAAAUGUAUGCCGAUUUACGGAUGUUUGAAAAAGCUAAAGCACUAGCCGAAUGCAUCCAAAACAAGGACCAGAACAACAAAGCGAACGUGAGAGACAUAAUUCAAAGGCAAGCCGAAUGGACUGAAGAGACAAACGACCACAACACCGCAGUUGACAUGUACAUCAUUGCGGGCCAACCUCAGAAGGCUCUGAGUAUUCUUGCUGCUCAUGGUCCAGCACUCAAGCUUAUUGAGGUUUCACGAAGGCUUAACAAGUCGGAUAUACAGGAACUUAAACAGUGUGCAUCACUAAUGCACAAACAUGGGUUGUAUACCCAUGCUUUGGAGACAUAUACUAAGCUCUCUGAUUUUCGAUCGACUUUGCUGCUCCAUAUAGAGCUUGAGCAAUGGGAGGAAGCAUUUACAGUGAAGAAACUUCACCCCGAGCUUCAAGAAGAUGUGAAUCUACCAUAUGCACAAUGGCUAAUCAGCAGAGACCGAUUUGAGGACGCCCAUUUGGUCUACAGACAAGCCGGGCGGCCUGAUCUGUCAGAACGUCUGUUUGCUCAGCUCAUUGAAAACGCUGUGAAAGAAAAGAGGUUCAAAGAUGCUGCACAUAGUUCGUGGUUACUGGGUAUAGAAAAGCUGCAGGUCGAUGGAAAAUCUGAGGACGAAGACCAUAGACGACUGCGGCUGUGUGCAGACAUAUAUUAUGCUUACUCCUAUAUAGACCAGUCCAUCAGCGAACCAUUCAGAACAACCUUACCGGAGACGCUCAUUGGCACUGCACGCUUCGUCCUUGCCCGAAUUCCAAGGAACUCCAUUGCAGGGGUUUCCGUCGCCAACAUUUUGGUUACACUUGCCCGGCAUGGGGAACAACUAGGUGAACACGACGUUGCAAAGGAAGCAUACGAGCAUUUGCGGCGCUUGAGGGUGCCCUCAAGCUGGGCAGACAAGCUGGAGGCUGCCACUUUAGCUUCCAGAGCUCGCGCUUUUGUCAGGACCAUCGGCCCUUCCGUUUGUUUCUUAUGCUCUGGGACAUCUCCCUUCGUCUCCUACUUUGAAACCGACUCGUGCGCCAAAUGCCGUCAGCCCAAGUUCUGGUCUUUCUCGACUUUCCGGCAGCUUCCUGUGGUUCAAGUCUUCCUAAAGGAUGGCAUCACACAUCAACGGGCACUGGAACUGUUGCAGCGCUACAACGAGUCUGAUGUGCAUGGAACAAACGUGGAGUACUUGGGCCUGCAGCACAACCUCCAUACUGGACGAGUUUAUAUGGAUGACAAAACGCUGUCUAAGCUGCAGGCCUCGCAGUUUUUCGCAGUCGUGCCAACUGGAGGUGCCACCAUUCAAGCUCGCUACUUCAUAAGUCUGGAACCUUCACUGUCACUAUUUCAGUGCCCAUCGUGCGAGCACUUUUUUGAGUUGGAAGAGUGGGACUUCACCGUCCUCAGGCAUGGCUGCUGUGCGUUUUGCCGAAAUGCUAUGUAAAAAGGGAAUAUUCUAGAACCGCAAGGGCUUUCUUUUCUUUC